Messenger RNA from Rhopilema esculentum, 9723 nucleotides. The record is from RefSeq and is a predicted model, not a curated record. Lineage: Eukaryota; Metazoa; Cnidaria; Scyphozoa; Rhizostomeae; Rhizostomatidae.
AUUUUUUAGCAGAGCAAGCUGCUUUUUAUCACGUGACCCCUAUGGGGCAUGUCCAUUCAACUUGAGAUAGAGGCUAGACAUUUUUAUCUUUUCUUUCAGGGGCAAAUUUUCUUAUAAUUCAUUGGGGGCUUGGACAGAAUUCUUGUCUAUACCAAGGCUAAUUUUCCUAGAAUUAAUUGGGGGUUUCGACAGAAUUCUUGUCUUUACCAAGGCUAAUUUUACUAUCAUUUAUUGGCGGAUUUAAGAGAAUUCUUGAUUCACUUAAUGUACGCCUCUCAGCUUUGUUUUGACCACCUGUGUAGGCCCACAGGCUUCCUGUUCCAGCUCUACCCUCGCUGGGAUAUAAUUAAUCAAAAUUGACAGUUCAGUUGUUCUCCAGAAACUAUGAACAACUAAAGGUUUUAGAAUUGGUGUCUGAAAUGCUCAAUCUAAAAGCCUGUGGGACAGAACUGAGAGUAUCAUCACUUGCAGUGUUCAAUUUGCGAAUCGCCGUCGUUCAAUUCGGUUUGAGGCGAGACUAACGAAAUCCACAGUGACGUCUGUUAUGAACUAUUCGUUGGGUUGAACUACAACUUGUUAACUUUUCUGCAGUUUUGUUAGGUCAACGGUUUUGUUAGGUCAGCGGUUUUGUUAGGUCAGCGGUUUUGUUAGGUCAGCGGCUUUGUGUUGCUACAUUUGUGUUGUUAGGUAUGGUGGCCCAGCAUACUCAUUCAAAAAACAGAAACAUAUUUUAUGAAAUAUAAAAAAAUGACAGAUAUUUGUGGUAAAUUUGACAUUGAAUUCAAAUUAUUUUCUUGAAGUUUAAAAUAACAUGUCAAAAAGCAGAAUAAACAUAAUAAAAAAAUUAAAGAAACAUUUCCAUUUCCAAGUUUCAAAUAUAAUUUUUUCUUUUUGUUUCUGAAAAUCACAUUGAAAGUCGUCAAAAGAAACAUUUUCGUUUUCAUUUUCAAAAUGAAAUGUCACGAUCGGCCCAGCGUUCUCAUAGACCACAAUGCUUUGCAAGAAUAAGCGCCUCAUUUCCAUGCAACUUUUCGCGCCCAUUUUGCUUCGCCUUGCCACUUAACAGCGAAGAACGCAUACCUCGUGGUAGCCUAUUUAAUUUGAAUUAAUCACGAAGAGGCAUGAUACUUGGGAAAAACUUUAUAAGGUAAUGAGUAACAAAAGAACAAAACAAAACGAGGCAUCAAAUAAAAGGCAAGCAAACCUAUCGUCCGAUUCAGCCACGCGAAUUUGUAUCAUUUGAGUUUGAUGAAAUAACUCUACCUAACUCGAAGAGUGCUUGUGCUGCUCAUUUUGGCCUCCCUGUCAGUACGUGUGACGUUCUUGUCUCAAACAAAGGUCCCUUGUGCACAAAUAUUCAACAGAUACCACAUCGGAAAGAUAAGGACUUUUUUCUUCUUUUUUUAAAUCAAUUAGUUUGAGGUUUGCGGUUCAAGCUUGUUCACUUUACUUGGAUUGGGUUCACUGUCGGGGCUUUAUAAAUUAAGUAAGGGUGUUAGAGUUGCAACAAAAAUUCAGGUUUUAAUUUAGGGGGCUUCAGCUCUCCAAGCCCUCCAUAAUUUCUUCUAGGAUGCAUUCUAUCUAAAGUCUACGCCAGACAUUGCACCAGAAGACCUCUGCGCCUAGAUGCAGGAAGUGCACUCGGGGUGGGGUAAGGUUCGGUUAGGUGCAGGCUGUGGGGUUGGAUUAGGGCAAGGGUUAAGCUUGGGUAGUAAGGGUACUGGGUACCUAUUCAAAUCCAAUAAUAGCGGAUCUAAUUGCCUUCCCUCCCAAACUACUUAAUUCCCAAACUCUACCCUAAUUAGCCAAAAAUGAAGAAACUUUGAGUAGUGAAAAAUAUCCUAAUUUCUUAUAAAAAAGAGUGUACACUCAUAUUUUUUAUUUUUAACUGAAAAGUUCUUUAGAGCUUUGUAAAAAAUGAGGACAUGGUCCUCUAUUUCGCCAGCCCUAUGAAUUCAAUAACAAGUUAACCUCGCAUCAAUGACGUGAAUGUUCCAACUUUACCCCUUCUUUUUUUCCCCAAUCGUUCUCCGUUGAACUAGUCCUUAAUUGUCAUCAAGGGUCAUUACAUCGUAAACGAGUCCUCUGGGAUCAUGAAGGCCAUACUGCUCUCUGAUUCACUUGUGCAUAGCACGGUAGCCUAAUAACUGACCUGGACCAUCUUUUUCUGCAUUAAAUGCCUCACCCACUUGAUCUACAGUUGUAUCGUAGUCAACGAAUUUUAUUCCAAAAUGUUUCAUGCGCCUACUUGAUGUACCAGAGCUCCAAGCGUGCUGAGAAAGAUCCCUUUGCAGAAAGUCAAGAAUUUCAGCUCUUCGCAAGUUUCUGGCAACCAUACAGCGAAAAUAAAUUUUUGGAGUUCAUUAUCCUCUGUCCAUUCGUUAUUUCUUUUAUAUUCUGCAGCCAUAUGGAGCAAAAUCUCCCUUUCUUGGCUACAUAAGCCAAAGGUAAUUUAUUUAGAAAAUCAAAAAGGGCGCGAAAAGCUGCAUGGAAAUGAGGCGCUUAUUCUUGCAAAGCAUUGUGGUCUAUGAGAACGCUGGGCCGAUCGUGACAUUUCAUUUUGAAAAUGAAAACGAAAAUGUUUCUUUUGACGACUUUCAAUGUGAUUUUCAGAAACAAAAAGAAAAAAUUAUAUUUGAAACUUGAAAAUGGAAAUGUUUCUUUGAUUUUUUUAUUAUGUUUAUUCUGCUUUUUGACAUGUUAUUUUAAACUUCAAGAAAAUAAUUUAAAUUUAAUGUCAAAUUUAUCACAAAUAUCUGUGAUUUUUUCUGUUUUUUGAAUGAGAAUGCUGGGCCACCAUAGUUAGGCCGCUAAGCACGUGCGGUAGCCUCCGUUCUUAUUGCUUAGUAAAGCUUAUUUUCUACGGCAAUCCAACUCCUUUAUAUUAGCCAAUAAAAUGCAAAUGCGAUAUUUGGCUGGAGAGACUCUUUAACUAUUCUCCGGGUUAGAUUCAGCCUCCUAAGCGAGCACAAGUUUCUUCACAAUUUUGAAUCUUUGAGUCCCAUCUGCACGUGCAAUACAGGCAUUGAGGACAAUCAGCAUUUUCUCCUGCAUUGUCCCAUGUAUAACCAGAGUCCAGAAAAGUUGUUUACCUUCCUCCAGACAAAAACAUCCCAGAAGGCAGACCUUCCUCACAAAACAAUAUAAAUGGGGCGUGGCUUGGGUGUGUCAUAGGAACUUCAUUGUUCUUCGCGGACCUUCCUCCGGUCAGUGGUCGUGCGACCGUAAUGUUUUCCUGACUCUGACCAGAUGCGUACUCUAAGGUCCUUAAUAAAAGGGGGGACGCUUAUUAAUUUUUCGAUUUUUUUCUGACCCCACCGGAGCUUAUUUGGACCCCCGCUUAUUAAUUUUUAUAUGCAAUCAUUCAUAUCCCUUAUUUCAUUUGUCCUUUUUUCUUCUGGUGUGAAAUUUCUGUAAAGUUUCUCUUAAAUGAAGAGGUUGCAUUGAACAAACGUUUUAACAUAAAAAAGUAAUAUAAAAUCCGAAAAAAAUUACAUAGGCCUGACUGAUGUACAAAAUGAUAAUUGGCCUGCUCAUUUUAGUAAUACAACAAUGCAUUACUACAUGGUGAUGAUUGUCAUUUUGCUAUCGAUUGUAUUCAGAAGAAAAUCUCCUUUGACCCCAAAAAAGAAUCAUCACGUGAUUUUUCAGAUUUUUCACAUUUACUUACUAAGACACCCCCCUUCUAUUAAGGACCUUAGAGUAACGAUCUCUUUGAUCAGCUUUCAGAAAUCCCAGUACUUGAGCUUGAUAAUCUUAACUCUUGAGGCCCUAUGUGAACUACUCCUUUUUGGUAAUCCACAACAAUAUUGCAAACAAAUUGAUUUUGGAGGCAACAAUAUCAUUCAUUUUGUCAACUGAUGACGAGAGCUUGUUUUAAGCCCUCAAACAGGGAGGGACCAGCACCUGAAGAUCAAUGAAAUUUGAUAAUCGCAUGGAAGAGUGCUAUAAAUUAUCAAAAAAGCCUUUCAAACACGCCUCGCCAACUAUUUGCUCAUUUUUCUCGACUGGCCUAGCCAACCCGGAGAAAGCAGAUCACAGCUUUUUUGCUCAUGGAUCAAGCGAAAAGUCCAUUUCAGAUAAUUGUAAAAUGGCGUUUACGAGAGAAUUCGUUGCAAUUAGCAGCAGAUAAUAGAUAUUUUCUCUUUGAUGUGGAAGCUUCAGAAAGAAAUUGAACUGAAAAACAUAAACGUUAUUAAUCCAAGGACGCACAGUGUUCACAGACAGGUCAAAGGAUUGCCUUUAACUGUAUUUUAGAUCUAAUUUCCUUUCUAUUCUAACAUGUAACUUAAAUCAUUAAUUUUCACCUGCAUUAAUUCGUAGAUGCCACUGACCAAUCCAUUACCAUAAUACCCUCUCAAUGUCCCCUUUUAUUUUCAGUCCCUUUUUGAUUCGUUCUUGCUGACAAACAAAAUUACAGCUUCUCACUUGACAUGUAAAUGUUCAAUCAAUCUAAUCAUUGAUCAGUGGCAUCUUCUAGCACUUUUUAUCCAUUAAACUUUUAUUUCAUUAUUUCUUGCACUCUGAGCAUUAUACCGAUACUCGGUCCUGCUCAGUAUCGAUGUAGAUGUAGAUGUAGAUGUGGAAAUAUUUGGCUUUCAAAACGUAGGGAACUGUCACCAACUAUAAUGGCGACAUGUUUCGGAUUAUUGGUAAAGCCCGAUCGUCGUUCCAUCUAGCCGUUUUGGAAUCUAUUUUUCCAUAAGCACGAAAAAACUGCUACUGUGUAGACAAAAGGAGUUCGCUUUCACCUUAGGACUCCCUUGGUAACAUUCUCAAUAGGCAAGCGGCACUGAUUGGUCAACCUCAACAGUCAUGUGCUCGUGUUUCUGAUUGGCCUAUUUUGAUCCACAACUGGCUAUCUUUAUUUCCUAGCGUAGAGUUUUCGGUCUAUGUUCUGACGUUUUAAACUCUGAAGAGUGUCAGACGAAAAGCUUUAGUUUACUAAAUUUUUUUUUCAGAACUCUUCAAGCCCUAUACAGAAUAUAUUUAUAUAUAGAAUGAGAGAACUUUAUUGAGAUAAAAUGAAAGACUUACGAGAAUGGGAUAAGAUGAUUUCAUAUGUCAUAAUUUGCACUUUUUAAUGAUUGGGUUUGUUUGCUAUAUAUGAAAAGAGGCUUCGUCCAUUGUUAUCCAUUUUUGAUAAACUUGGUGAAUAUAUGUAAAUUUGUCUUGUUUAUUAUUUGGCAUAAUUUAUAGCAGGAAUUUCACUCAAAUCCUGCAACACUCAGUAAGAUUAUGUCCUGCUGUAACCAGCCAGAGGAAUUUAUUAAGGUCCUCUGUUUGGCAAGAAAUCGAAACCAUUCUUUUAGAAUUCAUAAUGAUAAUUCCUGGUUUGGUUUACAGAUCUAUCAUUUCACUUGCCUUGGAAUCAUGAUGAAAUAAUAUAUCUUGUUAAAAUCAAAUCUUUCAAUUGUGAAUUCUAUUUCGUCAUCGGUCCCAGCUCCCUACAGAGCUGCACGAGAUAGUGUGCCGCAGUGCAUGUGAACCAGUUGUGUGCAAAUGCUUGUGUUGCCAGCUGUGUGUAAUUACAAUUUGUGGUUGCUUUAACGAGUUUUUGCAGAGCCUACGUUUCCCGACAAACUUUCUGGAAUUUAAUCUGCUCAACUGUUUGGUUUAUCUUAGCCAGAUAAGUAUUUCAUAUCUCUUCAUUAUCAUUUCAUUAUCUCAUAGAUGUCUGCUGAAAACAGCGAAAUACGGGACUUGGCAGCUAGUCAAGCUUCCAUUUCCGAGACCAUUUUAUCUAGGCCUGUUAUGCCAGAACAUUCAAGGGGCACUUCUGAUCAACCCCUUAAUACUGAUCUACUUUUUGUUCUACAGAAAAUGAACGACACAAUCGUCUCAUCCAAUCAAUUACUUUCUAAGUUUGUCAAAAACUAUCCUAAACGUCGUUCAGAUCACAGGCCCUCGGACUCUGAUUUUGACUCUGAUUGUGGCGAGUUUGAAGAACCUCCCAGAAAACGAAAAUUACUUGCCACGGCCACUGUGUCUGUAGCGCCAAAUAGGCAACAAAAUAUUUCAGAUGUGCCUACCGAUAGUCCUGCACGCUCACCCGCCCUUUCUACAGCCGGGCAUUUGCAUGAGACUCGUCCUUCAGCAGACGAUGCAGUGAGUCUCUUUGGUGAGCAAGACAUUGACGAAGGAGUCAAUGACAUUGAAACCCUCAUCUCUCAAGAUGAAUUCUUAAAUGAGGUAGAGAAUGCUGUUGCUACAGCAAAACCAAAAGGUCCACCAAUUUCCGAACAUCUGGCAAAGAUUCUCAAUGACAAAUUUCAUAUUGAGCUUGAGGCCUCGCAGCGCAAAACUCUUCUCGAAAAGUAUUCAGUGCCAGAAAACUGCACGGGCCUAUAUCGCCCGCGAGUUAAUCACGAAAUCUGGAAUUGUUUGAGUGCCAAUUCUAAAGUAAUUGACAAAAACAUGAGUUUAUUGCAAGAUGCACUAUUGACAGCCUCGAGUGCUGUUGCCAUGUCCAUUGAGGACAUACUUAAGUAUCGCGAGACAAAAAAGGACCUUGAUUACCAGAGUAUGGUUUCUCGCCAGAUUGACAUUUUAACCCUUCUUGGUUAUGUCUGUAGUGAACUUUCAUAUCGUCGAAAAGAAAGUUUACGCCCCUCGAUCUCUCCUGAAUUUAAGGCGGCAUGCGGGCGUACCACCAAACCAACUACCUUAUUAUUUGGUGAUGACCUACCUAAAACUAUGCAGGAAGUUCGCACUACUAACCGUAUUCUUCAAAACUUUCCCUCAAAUCGCUAUACCCGCCGAGGUGCAUACACCCGUUUCCAAGCUGACCGUAACAACAACAAUUCUUUUUUAUUGCAGCGGGGGAGGAAUCAAUUUCCUCCCCGCCGAAAUCCAUAUAUCUUAAAUAUCGUUUCGGGUGAUAUGAUCGAAUUUGAAAACCCCCCGCCAACUCAGCAUAAUUAUCCGGCUAACACGAUCUCGCGAGACUUGCUACCUGCAGUACACAAAGAAAUACAAGAUCUACUCUCUAAGAAGGUCCUCUCUAAUGUAACACAUGAGAAUUCUGAAUUUAUUUCCCCUAUUUUUUGUGUACCAAAACAGGAUAAUAAAGUGCGCCUUAUCCUGAAUUUGAAAAAACUCAACUCAUUUGUCUCCUAUAAACACUUUAAAAUGGAGACUAUCCAACAUGUCUUGACCAUGAUUACGCCUAGUUGCUGGAUGGCAUCUAUUGAUCUGAAAGAUGCAUAUUAUAGUGUGAAGAUUCAUCCUGGUUACCAGAAAUUUUUGAAGUUUACCUUUCAGAAUCAGCUAUAUGCGUAUACUGCUUACCCAAAUGGGCUUUCCUCCUGCCCCAGGCAGUUCACAAAAUUACUAAAACCCCCUAUUGCUACAUUAAGGUCACAGGGGCACAUUGUUUCUAACUAUAUCGACGAUAUAUAUAUUCAAAGCAACUCAUACGGUAGCUGUGUAAAUUCCAUUCUGUCUACCUUCCAACAAUUCAACAAUCUUGGGUUUGUUGUCCACCCGGACAAAUCUGAAUUCAUCCCCAAACAAAAAAUACAAUAUUUGGGUUUUAUACUGGAUUCUGUAUCUAUGACAGUCACAUUACCAAAUGCUCGUAAACACAAGGUCAAGGGGUACCUGGAGUUACUGUGUGUUAAGCCAAAUAACGUUCUUAUCAGGGACGUCGCUAAAGCUGUGGGUUAUAUGGUAUCGUGCCUCCCCGCUGUUCCGUUUGGAGGCAUUCAUUACAGACACCUUGAAGAUGAAAAAAUUAAGGCCCUAAAAAUCUUCCAAUGGGAAUUUUGAUACAACUAUGUCCAUAACCAAACUUGCUCUUGCUGAACUUUACUGGUGGGUUUAAAACCUAGAUAGUAGCUUCGGUUAUAUUAGACUUCCACCUGUUCAAGCUACCAUUUUCUCAGAUGCUCCCCCCCUGGGUUGGGGAGCGACGUUUAACGGUGUUCCUACAAAUGGAACAUGGCUCCCCUCUGAAAUCAUUUACCAUAUUAACGUUCGGGAGCUUUUAGCUGCAUACUUCGCCCUAAAAAGUUUCAAAUCUGCAAUUAAAAACAAACAUGUUAAGCUAAUGAUCGACAAUACCACUGCUGUCGCUGUUAUCAAUCAUAUGGGCACUAAUCAUAGCAAAGAAUGUAACUCUGUUGCAGUCAAAAUUUGGUCCUUUUGUUAUGAAAACAAUCUUUGGUUGACAGCAUGUCACAUUCCAGGCAAAUCUAACAUUAUUGCUGAUAAGGAAUCAAGAAACUUUCUUAAACAAGAUGCAGAAUGGAUGUUGAACUCAAAUGUUUUACAGAAUGCAUUAUCUAGCUUGCAAUUUUAACCGGACAUUGCUCUUUUUGCCUCAAGGCUUAAUAGUCAGUUUGAUAAAUACUGCUCACUUAGGCCCGACCCCGGUGCUGAGGUAAUAAAUGCUUUUACCUUCCCUUGGAGCAAUCUAAAGUUUUAUUCCUUCCCUCCAUUUAGCUGCAUUCUCCUUGCCCUACAAAAAAUUCAACAAGAUCAAGCAACCGGAAUUCUUGUAACCCCAAACUGGCCUACUCAACCGUGGUUUCCCAUUCUCAAAAAGAUGCUGUGUGCCCCACCUGUCCAUCUAAGACCAAGAAAAAACCUGUUGCGGUUACCAACAAUGCCUCAAUUACAACAUCCGCUUCUCCACAAACUGCAGUUAAUGGUUUGUUUAGUAUCUGGGAAGCCCUCUCAUUGCAGGGUUUCACGACCCCCUCUGUAGAUAUCAUUAUGGCUUCGUGGCGAGAUUCAACUCAAAAACAAUAUGCUACUCAUAUAAAACGCUGGGUUGACUUUUGUACUCGACAUGGCUGCAAUCCAGUUCAACCAAAUGUAUAUAAUGCUGUGCUCUUUCUAACCUCGCUUUUUGAAUCCGGCCUCUCGUAUAGCUGUAUCAACACCGCUCGUAGUGCACUAAGUUCCAUAUUAAACUCUAGUAAUGAUGAAAUAUCUUUUGGAAACCUCCCGAUUGUCAGACGUUUUAUGCGAGGUGUCUUCCAAUUGCGCCCCACAUUUCCGAAGUAUAACUCUGUUUGAAGUGUCCAUACUGUGUUUGAUUUCAUUCGCUCUUGUCCGUGCGUGGAACAACUGACUCUUAAAGACCUUACUCUUCGAUUAACUUUUCUCCUAUGCUUGCUGAGUGGUCAAAGACGACAGACAAUUCAAGCCUUACGUAUUGAUGCAAUGGAAGUUACCACUUCUAGCUACGUCUUUUACAUUGUUCAUCUGUUAAAGCAUUCUCGUCCAGGCCAUCAUCAAAAACCACUUCGAUUUGAAAAGUACUGCGCUGAACCAAAGCUGUGUGUGUAUACCCACCUAGCAUAAUACCUUAAACGAACAGAAAAGCUACGUUCUGGAGUUCAUCAGUUGUUGAUAACUCAUACAAAACCGCAUCGCGCUGCUGCAGCUGACACAAUUGCACGUUGGAGUAAAGCAUUCCUUGCUCUUGCAGGAAUCGACACAACUAUGUAUAAAUGCCAUAGUAUUCGGGCCGCAUCCACGUCACAGGCUGUGCGUUCCAAUAGCAAUCAUUUGGCUGAUGUUCUGCAAGCUGCAGGGUGGUCAAACGAACACACUUUUCGCCGUUUCUAUAAUUUGCCUGCUGAAAAUAAUUUUAAUUUUGGAACAGCAUUAAUUUCCAGCUGGUUCACAUGCACUGCGGCACACUAUCUCGUACAGCUCCUCCGGUCGCGACCGAUGACUCACAGAAUUACAAUCAAACUUCACCUACAGGUA